AUGCAGCGCAUGCCACCUCCCGAGGGGCACCAUAUGCCUCCCGGCGCGCAUGGUGUCUACGAGCAUGCAUGGCGCCCUCCAUACCACCCCCCACCAUACGACGGCCAUGCGCCGCCGGAUUCUCGCCGUACCUCAACGGCUUCGGCGUCGCUGCCUCCCCAAGGAUAUCCCGUCAUGCCCAACCGUGAACUACCGCAGCUUCCUCCCUCCGGACCAGAUGGACCCUAUGGCCGAGCCAGUAGCCUAUCGGGUCCCCCUCCCCACCCGGCACAAGAAUCAAGUCCAGUACACGCCAGCUAUCGUCCGAUAAAUGGAACGCCGCACGAGUCGUCGCCGCAUUCUGCUCCCCCGGAAUAUCGGGCGCGCAUGGGAGGCUUUCAACCCCCCGAGCAGCCGACCCCCACCGAGUCAACACCGACACCUGCUUCUCUGCCUCCGACAUCACAGUUCAUGACACCGGCUCCACAGAUUCCUCCCGGCACUCCUGGUCCCUAUGACCCGGGCUAUUAUCAGAACCCGGCAUAUGGGGCACGCCAGCGCAAGGCGGCGCGAGCAACACAGGCUUGUGAUCAAUGUCGUGCGAGGAAAGCCAAAUGCGACGAAGGAAGACCGGCUUGUAGUCACUGCAAAGAGAACAACUUGAUUUGUGUGUACAAAGAAGUACCACCUCACAAGCAGGAGAAGACGGCUCAGCUGUUAUUGGACCGACUGAUGGAGAUGGAAGAUAAAUUCAUCGAUCGAAUCGGCAGAGUAGAGAAGUACCAGGUGGACCAGGGACAAAUACUGGAACAGCUUCUGGGAGGGCCGAGUGAUGCAACCCGCGCGCUUAAAUAUCGCACAAAUAAUCCUGUUCCGCCCCGGGACCCUGUUUUAAAGACAGAAGCCCCGGCCAUGCAGGCAAUGCAGACCAUGCAGACCAUGCAGACCAUGCAACCGGACAUCGACGACAAGAGCCCGUUCUUUGGGCAACAACAACCACAACCUCCACUGAACGCCAGUUCCAGCUUUGAUGACGUGAAGAAUGACAAUGAGGGAGAGCUUUCGAUUCCGGUGGAACAUACAACCGCCGCGCACAAACUUUUGAUGUGGCCGUCUAUCAAAAGACUAAUCACCCCGAACGAAUAUGAUGAGGACUACGUCAUGAGACUAGAGGAAGAGCGUGGUCUCAUCAGCGUCUAUGGACAGGGUGAGAUAUCGUCCACGGCCGAUGAUAGCCAACUACCUUCCCCUCCUAUUACCCGCGACGGAGGAAGCUUCGAUGAGACCCGAAUCAACGGUGAUUCCAAUAUUCAGAUCGGUGUCACAUCUGAUCCGGGCGAAGUUGAUAUUGACAGCUUCGGUCGCCUGAGCCUGGAUGCGAAGACGGCUCGACGGUACUACCAUACCUAUCUGGAUCGUAUUCACCAACUGCAUCCUUUCCUCAACAAACCUGAGUUGGAUGGAAAGGUGGAGACAUUCAUUCGAUCGUUUUGCCCUCGAGACGCUUCGCCGAUUCAACAGUCCGGUACUCUUUGCCGGGAGAACUCACGACCGAUGAAACGCAAACGUUCUCAUGACGAUUUACAGGGUGUACGUGGUGGAUCUGUGGAUGCUGCUGCCGUCUCUACCCGGCCACGCGUGGGCCGGAAUAUUGACAACGCUAUCAUUUUGCUCAUCUUCGCACUCGGGGCCAUCUGUGAGACUAAAUCUCCCCUUCCGGGCCCCGUCAUGGAUAGGCCCGACUACCUUGCUCAAGAUAUCCCCACACCCCUUCCACCUCUUCCCGUGGCUCCCGUGCACGCCACUCAUGCUGCCAACGGGGUCCUUUCCCCUGCCAAUUCCGAUUCGGCUCUGCCAACAUCAGCAGCGUUCUAUAACCAGCAACUUCACACUACCAGCCAAUCCUUCCCAUCUUCGAUAACUGAGAUGCGGGCUCAGAAUAACCAGUCCAAGCGGUCUAUUCCUCGUACGAGGAAUGAAUACGGCCAUGUCAAGAACCUCCAAAUUAUCCCGGGGUUGUCUCUGUAUGGAUACGCAACCACCAUCCUGGGUCUCCUCCAGGGUGGCGUUGAGCUAGAACAUGUGCAGGCAGGAUUACUUGCAGGGCUCUACGCUGGUCAGCUGGCACACCCGUUCCAAAGCCACGGAUGGAUUUGCCAGGCUGCAAGGGCAUGCCAAGUCCUCGUUCGACAAAAACGAUAUGAGCGACUCGAGGAGGACACCACGAAAGAUCUAUAUAACUUUGCCUACUGGACAUGUCUGCAACUGGAGAGUGAUCUGCUCGCGGAGCUCGAUAUUCCAGCAAGUGGCAUCUCUCGGUCUGAAGGCCGGAUGAGUCUUCCAAAGGGAGUAUUCAUCCAUCUGCCCGACGAGGGUGGCGCACCUUCAACGAUCAUGAUGAUGUUAUACUCGGCUCAGAUCCAUCUUCGCAAAGUUCUCAACAGAGUCCACACAGAUCUUUACAAAGUCGAAAAGCAGGGGCAAACGCGAUGGUCGUCCAAUGUGCAACAAGCUCUCAGUAUGAACCUCGACCUCUGGCGCACUAGUCUCCCCACUACCAUGAGCUGGGAUGAUAAGGAGCCUCCAGCCAAGGACAUCAAUGCUGCGCGUAUGCGAGCCAAGUACUACGGAGCCCGGUACAUUAUUCACCGACCUCUGCUAUAUCACGCGCUUCACUAUGGCCAGACUGGUGCCCGGGUUGGUUCCGUUGCCCAGACCUCCGUCGACUCGCCCACGGGAUCUGCCAGUAACUCGCAAACGCAACAGAUGUCGCCGUCAAUGCCGCAUGCCGGUCAGCGGGCCCCGGGCAUGACACGCAUCAUGAGCAAUCUAGGCAACCCGUCAGCCGAAUUCAUGUCUUUUGCAAACGGCUGGACUCCACCAACCGUCGCCUUGCGCGAGCUUCCACAGAAACUCCGUCGCGCCUGCAAGGUCUGCAUUGAGUCGGCUAUCCUGAGUACCGAAGCAUUCGACGGGAUCCCAGAUCGACUCGUCGUCACCAACAUCUUCGGCACAGCCCAUGCACAAUUUGGAAACAUGCUCGUCCUCUCCGCAACAUACAUGUCCAGCCUCUCCGAGCUCGUUGAGCCCUCAACCCUUGAACGACUCCUCAAGCGCACAAUCCGCUUUCUCCUCCGCAGCGAGAAUAUCUCGCCAACCCUCCGAGCCGACGCAAAGAUCCUAACCGAAAUCUACAGGAAGAUCUUCGGCCAGAUGCCCGUCCUCAACUAG
Messenger RNA from Penicillium cinerascens, 3210 nucleotides. RefSeq names its product putative C6 finger domain protein (gene clcA). Gene Ontology annotation, molecular function: DNA-binding transcription factor activity, RNA polymerase II-specific; zinc ion binding. The record is from RefSeq and is a predicted model, not a curated record. Lineage: Eukaryota; Fungi; Ascomycota; Eurotiomycetes; Eurotiales; Aspergillaceae. The transcript has 4 exons. Gene Ontology annotation, biological process: regulation of DNA-templated transcription. Bases 1 to 3210 code for a protein of 1069 amino acids.